AUGAAUGCUAUAAGGUAUCAACUAUUCCUAAGACGAUACCAAAUAGACUCCACCUACAUUUUCUCAAUUAUGAAUUACAACAAGCUUAAUUUCGAUUUAUAUGUCGAAAAUGAUCUCACGUCAUUUAAAUGCACACAAGCGCUCAUACCUGAUGCGAAGGAGCUUCCGCUGCUUUUAAUCACAAAAAAUAAGGAAGAUUCUGUUUUUGUUAACUCAGAAAACAUCUUGAAGCAGCUUAAAUUCCAAAAAGUCCUUAAGAAAGGAAUUUCAUAUAGUGCAUGGGAAGAGCAAUCUUUGGAGUUUGUAAGGAAAGAAGUCAGGGAAGAAAAAUUUUAUAUAAAAAAAUAUAUUAUAUUGCCAUUUUACUUUUAUAGGUAAAAAUUACCUUAUAUGAGAAAGUCAAGCCUUUGUUUGAUAAUAUAGCUAAAGGACCUUUAAAAGAGUUUCAGCUAGCUUAUAGAAACUCAGCACAAAUGACAAGAACUGUAAGUGGAGAUGCUUAUAUCAGUGAUUUGAUAGGAAUUUUAAAAGAUUGGGCUAAGCUAUGUAUUGCAGAUUUUUCAAAAGUUGGGUAUAAGAAAGAACAAUAUUUGGAGAUUUUAGGAAAUUGGGAACAAAGACUGCAAAGACAAGAUUUUCAUGGAGGUAAGGAGCCUGAUUUGGCUGAUUUUUUUAUGUUUGCGUGUAUUGAGCCGACAUGAAUGUUUUCUAGACAUUAUGUAGACUUGAAUUUUCACGUUAGAGAGUGGAAGAAUAGGAUGGAUAUAGUAAAAGACCAGCGUUCUAAGUAG
Molecule: messenger RNA, 791 nt
Organism: Blepharisma stoltei
Lineage: Eukaryota; Ciliophora; Heterotrichea; Heterotrichida; Blepharismidae
Source: the annotation of a GenBank genome assembly